Molecule: messenger RNA, 2671 nt
Organism: Jaculus jaculus (lesser Egyptian jerboa)
Lineage: Eukaryota; Metazoa; Chordata; Mammalia; Rodentia; Dipodidae
Gene: Rbm28
Product: RNA binding motif protein 28
Exons: 19
Coding region: 56-2335 (759 amino acids)
Molecular function (GO): RNA binding
Source: RefSeq, a predicted model, not a curated record
GACCCGCGUGCGCCGGUCCCGUCGCGGCCUCGCGUAUCCCGGCGUCCCGGGCCCCAUGGCCGGUCUGACUCUGUUCGUGGGCCGCCUCCCGCCCUCGGCUCGCAGCGAGCAGCUGGAAGCGCUGUUCAGUCAGGUGGGGCCGGUGAAGCAGUGCUUCGUGGUGACCGAGAAAGGGAGUAAGACAUGUCGAGGCUUUGGCUAUGUUACUUUCUCCAUGUUGGAAGAUGUCCAGAAGGCCCUCAAGGAGAUCACUACCUUUGAAGGUUGCAAGAUCAACGUGAAGGUUGCUAAGAAAAAGCUGAGGAGCAAGUCCAAGGAAAAGAAAAAUGAAAAUUCAGGGUCCCCGAAGAAAGACCUGAAGCCUAAGAAGGCCAAAGUGGCAGAUAAGAAAGCCAGAUUAAUUAUCCGGAACUUGAGCUUUAAGUGUUCAGAAGAUGACUUGAAAACAGUAUUUGCUCAAUUUGGAGCUGUUUUGGAAAUAAAUAUCCCAAGGAAGCCAGAUGGGAAGAUGCGUGGUUUUGCUUUUGUUCAGUUCAAAAACCUCCUAGAAGCGGGAAAAGCUCUGAAAGGCAUGAAUAUGAGAGAGAUAAAAGGGCGGACUGUGGCUGUGGAUUGGGCGGUGGCAAAGGAUAAAUUCAAAGAUACCCAGUCUGCUUCUACCCCAGGUGGAAAGAAGAGCUGUGAACCUGAACAUCAGAAAUCAGUUAAAAAGAAUGGCAAAUUGGAAGAGGAAGGAGGUAGUGACAUUGAAUCUGAUGGUACUGAAGAUGAUGAUGAUGAAGAAGAAGAAGCUGUUAAAGCAAAGGAGAAAGAAUCAAAGGUGACCACACAGGUGCAAAUUCAGAAGAGAGCAGCCAAGCGAGCAGCUGCCACAGAAAGCAGUGAGGAGGAGGAGCAUUCUGACGAGGACAGUGACGUGGAGGAGGGAGGCAGCACCGAUGGCGACGAAGGGCCUGUGCCGAGCGAGAGCAGCGCUGAAGAGCCAGAGGACGGAGAUAUUCAAGUCUCGAAGAAAAAGAAGCGGAAGUUACCCUCUGAUGUGAAUGAAGGGAAAACUGUUUUUAUCAGAAACCUUUCAUUUGACUCAGAGGAAGAAGAACUUGGGGAACUUCUCCAGCAAUUUGGUGAUCUUAAAUAUGUCCGCAUCGUCUUGCAUCCAGACACAGAGCAUUCGAAAGGGUGUGCAUUUGCCCAGUUCAUGACUCAAGAAGCAGCUCAGAAAUGCCUCACGGCUGCUUCUCCAGAGGCUGAGGGUGGUGGUCUUAAACUGGAUGGCCGGCAGCUCAAGGUUGACUUGGCCGUGACGCGUGAGGAGGCUGCAAAGCUUCAAACAAAGAAGGUGAAGAAACCCACUGGAACCCGGAAUCUGUAUCUGGCCCGAGAAGGCUUGAUCCGUGCUGGGACGAAGGCUGCUGAGGGUGUCAGUGUGGCAGAUAUGGCCAAACGAGAGCGGUUUGAGCUCCUGAAGCAUCAGAAACUGAAGAACCAGAAUAUCUUUGUCUCCCAGACCAGGCUUUGCCUGCACAACCUCCCCAAGGCUGUGGAUGACAAACAGCUCAGGCAGCUGCUGCUAAAUGCCACUAGGGGGGAGAAGGGCGUGCACAUCAAGGAGUGUAGAGUGAUGCGAGACCUUAAAGCAGUUCAUGGAAAAACAAAGGGUCUGUCCCUGGGGUACGCUUUUGCAGAGUUCCAGGCACACGAGCAUGCCCUGAGAGCGCUUCGCCACAUUAACAACAACCCAGAGAUCUUCGGGCCUCAGAAGAGACCCAUAGUGGAGUUUUCUCUGGAAGAUCGAAGGAAACUUCAAGCAAAGGAACUGAGGAUCCAGCGCAGCCUGCAAAAAUUGAAAUCAAAACCUGCAGCCAGUGAGCCCCAAAAGAAGCAAAAAGAACUUGGAAAAGACAAACAACAAAAAGAAGCUCAAAACCACACACAGGAUCAAAGCAAGGUUUCCCAAGAGCAAAAAUGGAAGGUGGGCUCCACCUCAUGGACGGGGUUCCAGACCAAGGCCGAAGUGGAGCAGGUGGAACUGCCGGAUGGGAAGAAGAGAAGAAAGGUUCUGGCGCUCCCUUCACACCGAGGUCCCAAAAUUCGGUUGCGAGACAAAGGCAAAGGGAAGUCCCUUCCUCCCAAGAAUAAGAAGCCAAAGCCCCAGAUAAGCCAGUGGAGACAGGAGACACAGCAGUUGUCAGCUAAGCAGGCAUCUAAGAAAAAAGUUAAAGGAAACAAAGCAGAAAUCCACUUCAACCAGCUAGUUGAACAGUAUAAACAGAAAUUGUUGGGACCUUCAAAAGGCACACCUCUCAUCAAGAGGAGCAAGUGGUUUGAUAGUUGACGCUGCACAUAGAGUAGGUUAAAAGCAGGAAUGCACUUCCAGGCAAACCUUCUAAUCCUGCUCCUGCCUCCAUGUCUUUUACUGAGAGAAAGAAAAUCCCAGAGGGUGCCCCCUUUGUUGGGGGUUCCUUGGGCUAUGUAUACCUGAACUUUGGUCUGUUCUCCAGUAUGUGGUUGGUUAGCCGCAAAGAAAUGUCAGGAACACAUGAUCUUUUUUGUAUAUUAUUUACAUUAUUGUAUAAAGUUACAUGUUUUUAUUAUAUUUCUCAAAUGGAAACAAUUAUAAAAAAAAUCCUGGAUUGCCCAAUUUUUAAGUCAUAUUUUGUUAAGCAUCCUC